CUAUUCAAUAGUUCCUUUUUCCAGUUUCGAUCUUAAUUAGUUACACUACCUAUAGCAAAAUCAAACAAUAACUCAUCAGCUUAAUUGUAACAACACCUGUUGAUAACGAAAUAAUGCUUGAAAUAAUUGUCAGUAAUUACUAGGUAUCCGUACAAUAGUACAUAGGUACGUAGUGUUUGUGUUACCGUGUAUCGCAAUGGACGUGAUUCCCGUUAAACGGCCUAAACGAGGUACCGACUCCAAUUCGAUCAACUGGAAGACGAUAGUAAAUAAAAGGAUACCCGUAACGGCAUGGAUUCCACACUAUACCCUGGCGACCUUUUUCCAGGACAUCGUUGCCGGAUUCACAGUCGGUUUAACGGAAAUUCCUCAAGCAAUUGCAUACGCAAUAGUGGCAGGUCUUCCUCCGCAAUACGGACUGUACUCGGGACUUUUAGACUGUAUAGUUUAUUUCAUUUUUGGAACAUGUAAAGACGUAAAUAUAGGACCCACAGCUAUUAUGGCGCUAAUGGUGCAACCCCACGUUGAGAAGUUGGGCCCUGAUAUGGCGGUGCUGAUUACGUUCCUAUCGGGUGCGAUUAUUUUCGUACUCGGUCUGCUGCACUUAGGAUUCUUGGUUGAGUUUUUUUCGUACCCCGUCAUAGCAGGAUUUACAUCGGCCGCGGCCAUACAGAUUGGCUCCUCGCAAAUAAAGAGUCUGCUGGGAAUACCUGGAAAGGCUAACGAGUUCCUGGAAGCUUGGAUUAGUGUUUUCAAGAACAUUACACACAUAAGCUGGUGGGAUUCGUUAUUGGGUGUAUCCACUAUUAUCCUUUUAAUAUUGAUAAAGCAAGUGGGACGCUAUGGAAAUCGUAACAGUCGCCCGGAAUUCUCGACCACCAGAAAUAUUUUAGGAAAAGUGCUAUGGCUAUGCUCCAUUGCACGUAACGCUGUGGUUGUCAUUAUUGGAACGUUAAUUGCAUGGAUCUUAUACACGAAUGGAAUCAAACCUUUUAAAUUAACAGGUAAUAUCGGCAAGGGGUUGCCCACGAUCCAAUUACCACCAUUCAGCACGGUUUUCAAUAACCAAACGUACUCAUUUGUGGAUAUGAUUAAACAGUACGAAAGCAGUAUUGCUUUUGUGCCACUGAUCGCCAUUCUGGAGCAUGUGGCCAUCGCAAAGUCUUUCGCGAAAGGGAAGACAAUUGACGCGACUCAAGAAAUGAUAGCCUUGGGUUUAUGUAAUCUCUCUGGGUCUUUCAUACGAUCAAUGCCGGUAACUGGAUCUUUUACCCGAACUGCCGUCAAUAACGCGUCGGGAGUGCAAACUACUUUAGCAGGUGUUGUAGUUACCGCAAUGGUACUGCUUGCUCUCGGUUUUCUAACCGCCACAUUUGCCUUUAUUCCCAAAGCGACCUUGGCAGCUGUGGUAAUUUGCGCAAUGAUCCACCUUAUUGAUUAUAAGGCAAUCAUCACGCUUUGGAGAACUAAAAAGAUGGAUUUAAUACCCUUCAUCAUUACACUACUGGCAUCUCUUUUAGUUGGAUUGGAAUACGGAAUUUUAAUUGGAAUAUGUAGCAACAUUCUUUUUGUACUUCAUUCAAGCGCGCGACCGUCAAUUGAGAUUGAAAGAGAGAAGUUUCCACAAGGCGACGUAUUCGUGGUAACGCCGAGUAGAAGUCUCCAAUUUCCAUCGGCCGAAUAUCUGAGGGAGAAAGUGAUACAAGACUGUUACGAUCCCAAAGUAACGGUCGUACUCAAUGGAAAGUACAUAAAUAAUGUUGACGCAACAGUGGCGAAAAACUUUAAAGUUCUUGCCGACGAUCUGAUACUUCGAGAGCAAAAUAUUAUAUUUUGGAACUUUAAAAUGAACGUCAGAAAUAUCUGUAAAGGCGUAGAUCAAAAGUUGGUGGACUUUUUUAAGGAUGGCAAUCUGCAGGAUAUUAUCGAGGCAGCGGCACCAAACGGAGUACCUACGCUCAUGGUACGAUUUUAAUUAGAUUUGCGCACUGUUUACAAUAAAUUGUAAAUUUCUGUGAAUCUUUGUAGGCUUUGUAGCCCCCUUAACUACUGUGAUUUUAGAAGAGGAGAAUAUAUUUAAUUUAUUCGACACCUGUGUAUAUUAAUAUUUUAAUAAAUAACGUAUAACUUUAA
This is a messenger RNA of Photinus pyralis (common eastern firefly), 2133 nucleotides long. Its product is annotated as sodium-independent sulfate anion transporter-like. Gene Ontology annotation, cellular component: membrane. The record is from RefSeq and is a predicted model, not a curated record. Gene Ontology annotation, biological process: transmembrane transport. Gene Ontology annotation, molecular function: sulfate transmembrane transporter activity. Lineage: Eukaryota; Metazoa; Arthropoda; Insecta; Coleoptera; Lampyridae.